AUGGAAGAAGAUUCUGAUACCCAUUUUUAUAUAGAACCAGAUGAUUACUAUGAGUAUAAUUCUCAUAAUAAUAAAGGUUCUUAUAAUAACAUAUUUGAUAUCUCAGAUAAUGAAUUAUCUCAAGCAGAACCUGCUGCAAGUAGUCAACCUUCU
This is a messenger RNA of Dentiscutata erythropus, 153 nucleotides long. NCBI's taxonomy places the organism in Eukaryota, Fungi, Glomeromycota, Glomeromycetes, Diversisporales, Gigasporaceae. The record is from the annotation of a GenBank genome assembly.